UUGUUAUUCAAACAGUUGUGGGACCCCAUGGCAUUGGAUGUAUCUUUCAAGAGAGAGAAAGAGAAGGUAACACGGAGUACCAGUUUGGAGGAAGGGAAAAAGCGAAGAGAAGAGGGAGAAAACGUUUUCCAGUUCAAAAGGUCAAACGCACAACCAUAAAACCAUCUCCUCUUGUCAUCUACAUCUUUCCCGUGCGUGUUCUCCGCUUGAUUAAUGCUUCAUCAUCUGAUUGUUUACUCACGUCAGCAGCAUCGCUCGGCGGCUGACGGAGACCGGCCACGGUGGCUACACUGACGAUUCAUCACCGACACCAACAUCAGCAGCAGCGCAGGAAGCAGAUAUACAAUCUGUGUUACUUCCAUUGGCAACGUCUGGUUCGUUUCAUUCCUUGGUUGUUCUUCGAGUUUAUUAUGAAGAAAAGCCAGAGUAUCAAUAGUAACGUGAAUAAUAAGGUGAAGAAUGGGGCUACCAAUGGCUUUCUUCCAAAUUCUUUCAAGUUCAUAUCCUCCUGCAUCAAAACUGUGUCGUCUAACGUGCGAUGUGCGGGAGCUUCCGUGGCCGGUUCCAUCUCCGCCGCUGCCUCCGACUCGGAUGAUCAUCGCAAGGACCAGGUUUUAUGGGCUUGCUUUGACAAACUAGAAUUAUCUCCCUCAUCAUUCAAAAACAUCCUGCUGAUUGGUUAUUCCAAUGGGUUUCAAGUCUUGGAUGUUGAAGAUGCUUCUAAUGUAUGCGAACUGGUCUCUCAGCGCGAUGAUCCAGUAACAUUUCUGCAGAUGCAAC
Messenger RNA from Cuscuta epithymum, 780 nucleotides. The record is from the annotation of a GenBank genome assembly. NCBI's taxonomy places the organism in Eukaryota, Viridiplantae, Streptophyta, Magnoliopsida, Solanales, Convolvulaceae.